Messenger RNA from Alternaria novae-zelandiae, 1368 nucleotides. RefSeq lists its product as uncharacterized. Lineage: Eukaryota; Fungi; Ascomycota; Dothideomycetes; Pleosporales; Pleosporaceae. Bases 1 to 1368 code for a protein of 455 amino acids. The transcript is spliced from 3 exons. The record is from RefSeq and is a predicted model, not a curated record.
AUGCUACUGCUUCGGCAAUUGCAAGCCUGCAUCCUCGUCCGUCUCGUCCGCCUCGUCCUCGCCGGCGAAGGCCCCAAUUGCACCGUCAAGUGCACCACCGACCACGAGCACACACACAGUCUCUACAUCUGCCUUGUCUUCAAGUACCGCGUCGUCUUCCACUAUCUCGUCCCAGGCCAUGAGCGCAUCGCUCGCGGACCCUAUCUCAUCUUCUUCAUCCACAAUAUCGUCGGUAGAAAGCAUGUACCCAGUGCCCUUCACAACAAGCUGGCCCUCGAGAUCGUUUCUGCGCCUGGCCAGCCUCUAGCCUCGCCCGCAACGUCAGAGGUCACCACCUCAACGGACGCUAUCACCAGCUCCUCAAGCGUCUUGGCUACCCUUGCAGAGUCGCCUACCACUACUGCCGAGCUUUUGAGCACAGCUACAGCCCCGCUCGCUACAUCGGAGGUCGCUUCCUCGCAAGCCGAGAUUGUCUCUCCCGUCGCAUCAAUUACCGUGCUCGAGACGUCUGUCGAGCCGACCACCACACCUACACCCACGCCCACGCCCACGGCCACGCCAGCAUCCACUGAAUCCCGGGUUGUACCGAUGGAAAUCGAGACCGAGACCAUUUCCUCCACCGUUGCCCCCGUGAUCAGCGCGUCGCCAUCGUCGGAGCUUGUCGCAUCCUCCGAAACCACCCCCACACCAACCCAAGAGACCGCAACGAGCUCAGUGGCCGAGACGCCGUCGCCACUCCCGGAGAUACUCGCUUCCUCGUCCCCAGCGACUUCGAGCGUCGCGACAUUCACCACGUCGGCCCCAGCGACCUGCAACACGCUCGCCGCGAGUUACAAUCCAUCUUUCGAAAGCGGAGCCAUCGCACCCUGGACCAAUACCUACGCCACCAAUACUUUGUACGGCAAGACCGAGGUUCUUUCCGCUGAUGUGGCACCCUUCGCGCCGCUCGACGGAUCACAUGCGCUUUACACCACGUUGACCAAUCGGUACACGCAAGCCCAGAAUUGGAGGUUCACGCUCCAAGACGUCUACAUUCCAGCUGGCAGCAACUACAACUGCACGGUCGGAUUCAAGAUAGUCCAAAACGACAAUCGCGCAGGAUACGUCGUGCAAGUCGCUCUGUUCAUCGACAAUCAAGUUGUGAACUAUGUGCAGAACGGUGUAUCGAACGGUGUGUUCGUGGGCAUGUCGACAGGUCCAGAGGCGGCUCUUUGGAAGACGAUAGGCGGUUCUGGAGUCGCGAACGCGCAAGACCAGCAUACGGUUAUAGUUCGCGUCCUCUUCAACAAUGCUGUUAAUCUUGCUGAGGGAACGACUUUCGCGAUCGAUAACCUGCAGUGCUUCCCGACGGGGCAAUGCGCAAUGUAG